Molecule: messenger RNA, 3473 nt
Organism: Apodemus sylvaticus (European woodmouse)
Lineage: Eukaryota; Metazoa; Chordata; Mammalia; Rodentia; Muridae
Gene: Casp2
Product: caspase 2
Exons: 11
Coding region: 93-1448 (451 amino acids)
Biological process (GO): regulation of apoptotic process; proteolysis
Source: RefSeq, a predicted model, not a curated record
GUGGGAAGCUCGGGGAGGGAUGUGGGGGCUGGCGCGGCCAGGCGUUUGUUUGUUUUGUGGGUGGUGCGAGUGCAGCCCGGGAAAAGCUGGAAAUGGCGGCGCCGAGCGGGAGGUCUCAGUCCUUCCUGCACAGGAAGGGGCUGAUGGCGGCUGACAGGAGGAGCAGGAUUUUGGCAGUGUGUGGAAUGCAUCCUGACCAUCAGGAAACUCUGAAAAAGAAUCGAGUGGUGCUGGCCAAACAGCUGCUGCUGAGCGAACUGUUAGAACAUCUCCUAGAAAAGGACAUUAUCACUUUGGAAAUGAGGGAGCUCAUCCAGGCCAAAGGGGGCAGUUUCAGCCAGAAUGUGGAACUCCUUAACCUGCUGCCAAAGAGAGGACCCCAGGCUUUUGAUGCCUUCUGUGAAGCCCUGCGGGAGACCAGGCAGGGUCACUUGGAAGACUUACUGCUCACAACCCUCUCAGAUAUUCAACACGUCCUCCCACCGUUGGGCUGUGACUAUGACACAAGUCUCCCUUUCUCCGUGUGUGAGUCCUGCCCUCAAAAGCAGCCCCGCCUAUCCACAGAUUCUAUAGAACACUCCUUAGAUAAUGGUGAUGGUCCUCCCUGUCUUCAGGUGAAGCCAUGCACUCCUGAGUUUUACCAGGCACAUUACCAGCUGGCCUAUAGGUUGCAGUCUCAGCCUCGUGGCUUGGCACUGGUAUUGAGUAAUGUGCACUUCACUGGAGAGAAAGACCUAGAAUUUCGCUCUGGAGGAGAUGUGGACCACACCACUCUAGUCACUCUCUUCAAGCUUUUGGGCUACGAUGUCCAUGUGCUGCAUGACCAGACUGCACAGGAAAUGCAAGAGAAACUUGGGAAGUUUGCACAGUUACCUGAACAUCGGGUCACAGACUCCUGCAUAGUGGCACUCCUCUCACACGGUGUGGAAGGUGGCAUCUACGGUGUGGAUGGCAAACUGCUUCAGCUCCAAGAGGUUUUCCGGCUUUUUGACAAUGCUAACUGUCCAAGUCUACAGAACAAGCCAAAAAUGUUCUUCAUCCAAGCAUGUCGUGGAGAUGAGACAGAUAGAGGGGUUGACCAGCAAGAUGGAAAGAGCCAUUCACAAUCCCCUGGGUGUGAGGAGAGUGAUGCUGGGAAAGAGGGCUUGAUGAAGAUGAGACUGCCUACUCGGUCGGACAUGAUAUGUGGCUACGCUUGCCUUAAAGGCAAUGCUGCCAUGCGGAACACCAAACGGGGUUCCUGGUACAUUGAGGCCCUCACGCAGGUGUUCUCUGAAAGAGCUUGUGACAUGCAUGUGGCCGACAUGCUUGUUAAGGUGAAUGCCCUUAUCAAGGAGCGUGAAGGCUACGCCCCUGGCACAGAAUUCCACCGAUGCAAGGAGAUGUCUGAGUACUGUAGUACUCUGUGCCGGCAGCUCUACCUGUUCCCAGGCUACCCGCCCACGUGAUGCCACCUGCUAGUCAUGCUGUUGGAGGCCACUGGACCACUGGGCGCACAAUGGAGACUUCUCUUCAGAAUGGUCUUUGUUUUGUCUACCCCCUCAGGGAUGUGAGAUUCUCCCAGGCUUGUUUCCUGUUAGCCAUCUCUGUCUGUCUUUGGUAUGAAACUUAAGGACAGCUCCUCCUGUGUGGUGUUCUCCUCUGUAGAGCCAGCUCUGAAUGGAUGUAUUGCCAGGAGCAUUUUGGCUACAGCCAUUGAGCCUAGAAAGUGGCAUUGUGAACACAGUAUUAUUGUGGGGAGAGGGCAUAUGGACUUUUCAAUGUUUGUGAUGUUUUUCUUCCCAUGGAUACUUGGGUCAUUGCUUUUUUUUUUUAAUCAGAUAAGGAUCUCAGAGAUCAUCUCCUUUUUUUUUUUCCCAUGUCUACAACCUCAUUUUUUCCACAGUGAAGAUUUGGAAGAUGUCCCAAUUUAAUAUAGGUCUUUGCAUCUGUCAUGGAGCGGCAGAUGAGACCCUGCUACUUGAGAAGUUUGUGUGUAUCCCCAUGAGUUCAGGCCCUAGUGAAGGACAAUCCUUCAGCCUUCCGUUGGCUCCUUUGUGCUCAGUGCACCCAGCCUUUGAACAGAGCCUAGGGUCUCUAUGUCAUGACACUGGAAGUCAUAGAAAUUCCCCUGGUCAUGCUUUAUUUGAAUUGUCACUGAAUGAACCUUAUCAGGCAUAUCAACAUAAAAAUGCAGUGACAGGUGAGUAUGCUGUGUAUCAUACCCACCUGUCACCAGUCUCCAGGAUCUCUCCUUCCUUCCUGUGGUUUCUGCUAUACAGUUAAACUGUACUUGAGGGCUGGCCUCCAGGAUCUCUCUUGCUUUGCACUGGUUCCCCUCUUUCCUUUCACCCUAGUCACUGUUUCUGCCGAGUCUGAGGUCGUCCUUGUAGGAUGCUUCUGGCCACUUUAAGCUGUACUGUAGUUGUUUAUUCUUCUGCCUUCUGCUUCAGCAUAAGGCAUCAGUUUUCUGUGGCAGUGUCUCCCUUCUCAUUGUUCCUCUGUGCUUUAGUGGGGAGAGUACCAUACAUGAUAGAACCUAGCAGCACUUGUCUCUGCUCUUAGGAAACUUUCGUAUUCUUGAAAGCCUUUUGCAUCUCCAUUUUUUCCUCUCUUCCAAUUUAUUCUCCAUGUAAUAGAGUGGUUUUGGUUUUUAAAAUAUCUGGUGAUGUCAUUCCCUUGCUUAGAACACUAGUUUCCAGUUACACCUCAUCUAAAAUGCAAAUUUUUACUCAGCUUACGAGAUCUGGCUCCUAGCUUCCCUUUGGAUCAUUGAAUGGUGAUUUCUCUCUAGGCUCCAGCGUCUCUCAGUUCCUCAUCUCAGUGUUGCAGGUGUUCUGACUCUUUGUUAGAUUAGUCUCUGUCUGGUGGAGGCCCCCUGACCAUGCUUCCCACGAACAGUCUUCUGCACCUCCUUCAGACGGCAUCACAUUGGUCCCCGCUGUGCUUACUGCAGGUGGCCAUGGCACGUGUACUUGCUCCAAGGGAGCAGGGACUGUACUUCUUCCCUGCUGAUGUCCAGCAGCUGGCACUUACUAGGUCUUCGAUGAAUAAAUCCUUUUCCUGAAUAAAAGGAGGAGACAAGCAGCUAACUUUAGUUAGAACCUACCUUCUGCGAUUUCUAAAUUGCUAUUGUAGUAUACAGUUCAGUUGGUAUUUGUAUUCUUAUAGGGUUUUUUUUUCCAGGUGUUUUACUUUUAUCCACUGUUUGUGUGUGUGUGUGUGUGUGUUUUUUUUUUUUUUUUUACAUUGUUUGAAGACAUAUCACGUGUGCGACAACUUCCUUCACAUUUCCAUGGUGCCCAGCAAAUUUGAGGCCUAUGGUAGUUGAGGUGCUCAAUUAAUGUUUGUUGUAUGAACCAGGUGGUUUGAAGACUUGCUGCCAAAUUCUGCCUUUGGGUCAGUAUAGGAUGCAUAAGUGGUAGAAUCUUCACCCUUCCACUGCCAAGAUUUUGUAUUGCCAUCAGGUGCCAAAUAAAUGUUGAUACUCAUUA